UUCAAUACACGGAAGGUAGAAAACACAUGUCCAACGUUAACAGGAGCCGCAAGUUAAACCUGUGACCUGUGAGUGAUAACCUCGUCUACGUGAAGUCCAUUACAUAUAUUUCUGCGACAGAAUGGCAGGAAUUGUGAGAAAAAUUAUUCAGACAUCGAGGGCCCCAGCAGCUAUUGGCUCAUACAGCCAAGCAGUAUGUGUAGGUCAGACCCUGUACAUAUCGGGACAGAUAGGGCUACAUCCUACAACAGGGGUGAUGGUGGAAGGUGGUGUUGUUCCAGAGACUCAGCAGGUCAUGACAAAUAUGGGAGCCAUAUUGGAGGCUGCAGGAGCAUCAUUUGAUAAUGUUGUGAAAGCGACAGUGAUGCUUGAAGAUAUCAACGACUUUGCAGCUGUUAACACAGAGUAUGCUAAAAAUUUCUCGGGAAAUUUCCCAGCGAGGGCUUUAGUGCAAGUGGCAGCUCUUCCAAGGGGUGCCAAGGUGGAAAUAGAAGCCAUUGCCAUUGUUGGACCGAUUACAGAAGAGAGUUGAUCCAUCUCCCACCGUGACCUGGACAUAGAAAUCAGCCAUCAUAUCGUUAACUAACAGAUUGGGUAGCAUGCCCUUGUCUGUCUCUAGACACCAGUCAUGUUGUAUAUUACAUUAUAUGUAGUAUUUCAGCAAAGUUUCAAAAAUGAUUUUGUGUACUUGUGAUAUAUCCGUAGUGAAAGUUGGAAAGCUGUUUGUAUCUUGUACAGAUUAAAGCAACAUUUCUAAUUAA
Molecule: messenger RNA, 761 nt
Organism: Mizuhopecten yessoensis (Yesso scallop)
Lineage: Eukaryota; Metazoa; Mollusca; Bivalvia; Pectinida; Pectinidae
Product: ribonuclease UK114-like
Exons: 6
Coding region: 122-532 (136 amino acids)
Cellular component (GO): cytosol
Molecular function (GO): deaminase activity
Source: RefSeq, a predicted model, not a curated record